Molecule: messenger RNA, 4259 nt
Organism: Neoarius graeffei (lesser salmon catfish)
Lineage: Eukaryota; Metazoa; Chordata; Actinopteri; Siluriformes; Ariidae
Gene: c18h3orf70
Product: chromosome 18 C3orf70 homolog
Exons: 2
Coding region: 498-1301 (267 amino acids)
Source: RefSeq, a predicted model, not a curated record
AGAAGAAAGAAGAAGGGAGAGACAGAGAGAGGAAAGAAGGAGGGAGAGGGAGAAACAGAGAGGGAGAGAGAGAGAGAGAGGAAGGCAGGCUGUGAGACGGAGCGCGGAGCAGAAACACGGGCAGGCGGAGGAGGACGGAGUGUGUUUUCCACACAGCAGCAGCAGCAGCAGCAGCCCGCCAUCGGUACCGAGCGGAUGUGUAGCAGCUGCCGGAGCGCGUGAGGGAGAGACGCUGUAAAGCUCCGCCGCAGGAGACGGUGUGAGUGUUUAUCCGCCGCACUUCCAUUACAGAGGGGGCGAGCGCGCGCGCGCGCAGGAUGCUUUGCUUGACUGCGCUCCAUUAGGACUUUCUCUGGAGAUUGUAUUCUCCUGCAGGAACAAAAGCACCGAAUCUGCUCCCGGAUUUGGACUUUUUCGUCGACGUGCACUUCCCCCGGGUCCCCGGAGCGCAUGCGUUCUCGGGAAUCAGGGCUGUGACCGGCGCGCGCGCGGGCGAUAUGGCCGCGUCGGGAGGAGCGAAGAGCGGGAAGCUGGACGAGGCGCAGGCGCUCGCGCGGAGCUGUGCGGGGAGACCCGACUUCCUGCCGUGCGACGGGCUCUCCAUCUGCGCCACGCACAGCCACGGCAAGUGCUUCAAGCUGCACUGGUGCUGCCACCUGGGCUGGUGUCACUGUAAAUAUGUCUACCAGCCUAUGACCAGUGUGUGCCAGCUUCCCACCACACCAGUCCCUGCCUCGCCCUCAGAUCACACCGACACCAUAAACCUGUCAAUCUCCCUGACCGAGCGUCUCCUCAGGACCGCCCCCAAAUUCAGAGCUCCACCCUGCCCAGAAUCCCCCAGAUUCUGCAUCAUCUCUGACCUUUUCGUCGACGACUACAUUGUAAAACGGAUCAAUGGCAAGAUGUGUUACGUUCAGAGGCCUCCUACAGCAGUGCCUGUUCCUCGAGAGAUGGCGCCGGCCUCACCAGCCCAGCCGCCCAAUCAGCAAGCUCAAAAUCAGCCAUCCCAAGUAGCCCAAACUCCAACCACACAAGGCCAAAAGGGUCCCAAAAUGGACCACUGCUCCUCACCAUCCAGCUCAGAGGACUCUGGGAUAAACGCUUUGGGUCUUCACUACGUAGAGUCGUGUGAGGAUGAUUCCUGUGAGGAUGAUGAGGAGGACGAUGAGGAGGAGGACGAUGAGUUGAGCACAGAUGGCAAUUCCAGUCCCGGGAGCCUUUGGGAGCAGGACGAAUGCGCUCUACUCUCGCCGUCCAAGUCAACUCUGGAGAUAAUUGAGAAUAUUGAGACGACUGUCUAACACAUCAAGACAGAUUGUGUUUUUAUGCUUUUUUUUUUUUGACAACACAUGCAUGACCAGUCUUCAGCUUGAGGAUGCAAGUUGGUUACCAAAACAAGAGCACAACAAGAGCCAACUGGUCACAUGAUGAUGAUAAUUACAUGAAAACCUUCUCACUUGUCCUCCUCUCAGUCAGCUCUAACACCCUUCAUGUCCUUUAUACACGAGUCUCCUCUUUGCAUGGUGACCCUGCGAUGGAUUAUACGCAGUAGAUUUCGCAAAUACAUUCAUGCAUGUAUGUAGUACCACGUACGGCCAAACGAAGCUGUUUCGCAGGUUUUCUGCACAGGCUAAGAGUGAGUUUAAAAUGAACUGUGACAGAUACACAAGCACACAUUUCCUCAGUAAACAAGGAGCUAGUGCUUACUCUACAGGAAUAACCUUGUAUGGAUAUUCUGUCUCUCUCUCUCUAAGGACCAGAAUAUUAAAUACAUCACGAACGAAUGGAGGAGAAUAUGAUAGGCAAUAAAAGGAAGCAAUCUUCUGUAGAAGACGGAAAAAAAGUGGAAGAAAUUGAGAGAGCGAAGGGUAGAACAGGGUGAGAGGCUCCUCAGUCUUUUUUAAGCAGGCACCAUUUGAAGUGUGAUUAAAUCAUGCAUGAGUUCAGAAGACUUUAAGGACACGAUGUGAAGACCACAUAUUCACAAGUCUUAAGAGUAUCAGCUUACAUCUUCCUUUCAAUUUUUCCUUCCUCAACACUGAAGAGCCCUGAAGCUUUCAUGAGUUUUAGCAGAAUGAAUUCCAAUGUCUCGACAAUCAAUUAAUGAUAUACGGUAGAUCUAGGGGUAGUUUCAAAGAACUGAAUAUCAGCAGAACUCGAUUGGGGGUGAUGGUGUGUCAUGUCCUCCUUAAAGCACAGCGUGGACACUUUGAACCCUUUGUGUAGCAGUGUGAAAGCUACCACGCCGCUCUCAUCACUGAAACCAAAUCAAAGCUGUAGUUCAGAAAGCAGCAGUUAUUUAUUUGAGGAUGUUUAUUGGCAAUGCUUCUGUUUUUCCCAACAAAAUACUCACAGCCUAUUUAACAACCAAUGAUGUAUGACCUCAGCAAAUGAUGAACUCGCUCUAUUGUCUUUGGAUGGAAGUGAUUAUGUAUUUUAUACUACCAUGGGCAACCGUGGGCAAAGGUCAUCUCUACAUCCUAAGAGACGCAUUUUAGAGUGCUUUGAAGCUGGCAGCCCACACGUAAAAGCACAGCCUGCAUGGACCUGAGAGCUACGUGCCAGCAGAAUUUAAUACCAGGCAUUAAAAACCACUUCAGCCCAACCGAGAAACACUGAUUAUUAAUGCAAGUGCAUGAAAUCGCUACAGUCUGAUAUAAUCGUUAUGAUUUAGCUAGUCUCAGACAUAAAUGAGAUUAAAAUGAUGCCCAGCAUAAAGUGAUCCAACCCUCCCUUUCAGUGCAUUAUACAACUGUACAGCACUUUCAUUUUGGGUUCAGAAAUCCCUGAUUAUAAUGGGAUUAUAAUUGUAUUUAAAUCACAUUCAAAACAGUUGUGUCAAUGCUUUAAGAAGGAGACUGUUAAGGAUCGAUGUCGCCUUCCUCCCCGGAGUGGACGCUAAACUUUUGUUGACAGUCCACUCCUGUCUGUCUCUGAUGAUGGCUCCAGUCUGUGAUAAUAGCAUCUCUGGUUAUAAGCACAGAACUAUGUCACUGCCUGAGCAUUUUGAAGCUGCUUAAGUAGAAAACCUAAUGGACCUGUCAUGCAGCCCUGAGGAACCCCACACUCGAGUAUUUAUAUGAUUACCUCUCCUGCUGGUGGAUAAACAGAUGGGCGUCCCUGUAUCUCUGCAGUUUUAUAUCAGGGAAUAAUACUGUAGCUAUAAACAUGUACUGUAGAUACACAAAUGCUUAUCUCGGCUUUAAAUAAACCCCUUUCUUAUAUGAGUUAAUAUUAUUUUUAGAUCGUAUUUUUUUCUUACAAACAAAUCCAUAAUUGCUGCCAUGUUGCUCGUUUUAGAUUCAGAUUAUUCAGUUUACACUGUUGUAUGCAGUGAUUGGAGAGUAAAAAUCUAAUAUCUGUCAAUAGCUGGACAGAGACACUAUUAAUGCAGUACAUCACGAGGUCUGAUGCCACCGAGAGCUUAUGUUCUGAUAAAACUGACCUUUAAUUAUACACCAGAUAAGAGGUUAUUACACACUUCACGGCAGAUAGUCAGCACCAUUCAUUUACAGCAUACACCCUUAUCCAGAUUGACUUUCAGAAAUCUAAGGACAUUACAUUUAUACAACUGAGCAGUUGAGGGUUAAGGUCCUUUUUGAAGGGUCCAGCAGGGGCAACAUGGCAGUGCUGGGAUUUGAACUCAUGCUCUUCUAUUCAGUAGCUGAAUGCCUUAACCCCUGAGCUACCACAGUCUCAUUCUUGAGUACCGAAUGUGAUAAACAGAAAAGUUGUAAACCCUGCAUCCAAAUCAAAAGUACUAAAUUUACAGUUUUGUCAUCUGUCCUUUUGUGUAACUUUACUUUGAUUUGGAAGUGUGUGCUCAGUCUAUCAACUUUGUCCUCCAAUUGCAUUUUGGACAAAAAGCAUGCUAAAGGAAAUAAUCUUCCUCAUUCACAUUCUUUACAGCUGCUGCUGUAUUUAUCAUGAUGCGUUAUGGAUGAAUCAGUGAAGCAGGCUUUGAAAUAUUAACCCCAAUGGACAUCCACUCUAAGGAGCCUUUCACUCUGUGUAACCACUGACAUGUUAAUGGUAGACUGUAUCAAUCUACAGCCUGGGGUAGAAAGAAAUCUGCCCCAGCCCCACUUCACUUUAUCCGAUAGAAUCCAUUUUAAGACAUUUGUUAACAUCAAAUAAUCUCAUGUGAAUGCCAAAAAUGAAACCUUUUAUUGAUGUCUUUUUAUCUGGGGACCAUACUGGUUGUAUCAUCACGGAAGAAUCUUACAAAUUCCCAGAAUAAUAAAAGCCACCCUGUAAAA